CCAGAUUAAAUGGAUGCCAGUCUGUGGAUAUGGCUUCUGGUUUCUGCCUCGUCCAUCCUACUCGUACAUGCCGAAGUUUACAUUGCGUUGUUAGACGGUGAGCCUGUUGUUCAUAACAAGGCAACAACCAAAAUCGAUAGCUCAAGUGAUCAAGUCCAGAUUUAUUCCUCAUACUUAACCGCUCAACAUGAUUUUCUACUUGCGUCCACUUUCGGGGAGGAAUCGUACACGAAGCUAUACAGUUACAGCCAUCUGCUUCAUGGAUUUGCUGUGGAUAUCACGGAGGAACAAGCAGCUAAGCUCAAAUCCACCCAGGGUGUGAAGCUCGUCACCAAAGAAAGAAUCAUGCGAGCAGUGACAACGUACACUCCAAAGCUUUUGGACCUCCAACACGGUGCGUGGCCACAACUUGGCGGCCUAAAACAUGCUGGUGAAGGAAUUGUCAUUGGCAUUGUCGACACGGGCAUCAACCCCGAUCACCCAAGCUUCGCGGGGAACUCGAAGAAGCCUUUCCGUCCAGUUCCGCACUACAAGGGAAAAUGUGUGUCCGGCCAUGGUUUUCCGGCGAGUGCUUGCAACGGGAAAGUAAUUGGAGCUCAGUUGUUCGGAAAGUCUGUGGGCUACUCCAAUGGAGAUGGCACAGCGUUCGAUGCUGACGGACAUGGAAGCCAUGUAGCGUCAACUGCUGGUGGCAACAGCGGCGUUCCGGUGGUGGUCGACGGUGUCAACUACGGACUUGCGAGCGGAAUGGCACCUCGUGCACGGAUUGCAGUGUACAAAGCAGUGUUUGGUGAGAACGGAUUUGUUUCAGAUAUAAUUGCAGCCAUUGAACAGGCUGUUCGAGACGGAGUUGAUAUACUGAACCUGUCACUGGGCUCGGAAAAUGUAACUGAUGCGACUUCCGUUUUUAUGGACCCGGUUGAGCAAGCGCUGCUCUCUGCUGUUCACGCUGGAGUUUAUGUGGUACAGUCCGCCGGGAAUUUGGGCCCGGCCAAGAGUUCAGUCAGGAGCUUUAGCCCGUGGGUGAUGACUGUGGCCGCUGGCAACACUGGACGGCACUACAAGGCGUCAGUGCAGCUUGGAAACGGGAAAACAAUUGAUGGUCAAGUAUUAUCACCCCCGACUCCUCAACGUAAGAGCUACCCGAUUCUCAUGGCGGAGGACUCGUAUGUUGGAAGCAACUAUUCGGAAAAGAGCUGCGUCGAUUCUUCUCGAUUUAACCGGUCUCUAGUUCGCGGUACAAUUUUUGUCUGCCAAUACAGCUCCCUCGACAGCAUCAGCAUUCCAAACGUUCUCAGUGUUGCGCACGCAGCGAAGAACCUGAGUGCUGCCGGAUUCGUAAUGCUGCUGGAUCCGUCGUCCCCUUACGAUGGAUACAUGACAUCCCUAUAUUCUCUGCCAAUUCCGGGGCUCGUCAUCAACACUGUUAAUGCUAGCUCGGAGUUUCUGGAUUACUACUCCUCUCAGACCAAAAAAGCUGUUGCUAGGAUCAAUAAGAACUCCGUCGAAUACAACAGGACCGUCCCGAUUGUCGCUCCAUAUUCGUCUCGCGGGCCUAAUCUCUUGAACAACAAGGAAGAACCCGUCGAUGUCCUCAAGCCAAACAUUCUUGCUCCUGGUGAAGGGAUAUGGGGAGCAUGGUCUCCAUCAGCACCCGUGGAAACAGGCUCUAAGUUUGUGCUCUGCUCGGGAACAAGCAUGGCAGCUCCUCACAUUGCUGGCGUCGCAGCGCUGAUCAAGCAAAAGCACCCGAGCUGGACUCCGGCCAUGAUUUCUUCGUCCAUAAUGACUACUGCUUCGGUCGUAGACUCCAAAGGUGGUAUCAUCCAGGCCGUCACUGAUCAAGUGGUGAUUGGAACACCUUUCGACUUUGGAGCCGGAUUUGUUAAUGUAUCAGCAGCACUGGAUCCCGGCAUUGUCUUUGACGCAGGUUAUCAAGACUAUGUGAGCUUCAUGUGCUCGCUCAACACUACGCAGGCCUGGAAAGAUGCAGUCAAGCAGGCAACGCACUCCGAUUGCUCCAUAGCUAUGGACGCCGCCUACAAUCUCAACUCCCCCUCCAUCACCGUCUCCAGCUUGAAAGGAAACGUUGUCGUCCGGAGAAGAGUUUCCAGCGUGAGCGACGUCGCGGAAACGUACACUGCUGCGCUGGUCCGGCCCGAAAACGUCACGGCGGACAUCGUGCCGGCUACUUUCACUCUUGGACCGCAUCAGGAAGCGUCAUUCGAGCUCCGCCUCGGCCUCACGGAUGGAAAGCUCCUCGCGGACUACGUUUUUGGCCAACUUAUGCUGGUUGGAGAUAGAGGACACUCUGCCCGAGUGUUUAUAACUGUGGCAUCCAAGUGACGAGUAAACUCCAGGAAAGAUUGAUUUGCAAGUUCCCGCAAUAAAAGGUGAACUACCUCGAGAGAUUUGUUCUGAAA
Selaginella moellendorffii is the source of this 2423-nucleotide messenger RNA. RefSeq names its product subtilisin-like protease SBT2.5. Gene Ontology annotation, biological process: proteolysis. The record is from RefSeq and is a predicted model, not a curated record. The coding region runs from base 10 to 2346 and encodes 778 amino acids. The transcript is spliced from 9 exons. NCBI's taxonomy places the organism in Eukaryota, Viridiplantae, Streptophyta, Lycopodiopsida, Selaginellales, Selaginellaceae. Gene Ontology annotation, molecular function: serine-type endopeptidase activity.